UGCCCUUUUAUUCUACACAACCAAAAUGCGCUACCAGGUGCCAGAAACUAAAAGAAAAAAAAUUCUUCAAUCGUUAUUGAUUUGAAGCCGAAAAGUUCAGAAUUUUCUCCAAUCCUAGACUCCGAUUGCUCUGCUUUCCCAGGUUCAUCACUACAAAGGAUUCUACCGUGUAAUGAUUUUGCAUUGGUAGACAGUUGCAUUACCUUCUAAAAUGAACCCAUAUGGUGAAGGUCAGGACGAAGCAACUGUAGCGGGAUUUGAAGUUCCAAGAUCACCCGAUUCGAGUUACAGCAACGUGUUCCCCGGGAAUGGAGAUGAGACACGGGACCCACCUAUGGUCCCCCCUCAACUUCAACACACCUUGCUAAGCUAUCCAACAAGCAGAGAUGCUCCAGCAUCGCUUCCAUUGCCGCAAAAUGUGAUUCUCAACCACCUUUACAUUGAAAACAGGGAACCCUCCCGACCUGUUGUGGCUCUUGGGAUCACUCAUCGCUUCCGUUCAAAAUUUGUUACUGUUGUGCUUUACAAACCUGUUCAAAGGAGGGGAACUACAGGUAAUUGAUGUGUGCAGAUCAUACAAACCAACAAGCCUGAAAUUGGGGGGGUUUGUUUGUUUGUUUGUCCUUCUUGUGAUUGAUGGCACUCUAUAAACCCCUUAUGGGAACUAGCAGUGAGCAUAUUUAUAUUGAUGGAGCAUUUUGCCAAACUUAGGUUGUUUCCUUGAAAAACUAUCCGGACUCCGAAUGGGUAACAGUAUGAUUCGUAGUUUUUGUUAUCUGUAUUCUCUCACAAUUCUUGAGAUUUUAUGCCGAACCCUUUUUUUCUCUC
This is a messenger RNA of Rhododendron vialii, 828 nucleotides long. Its product is annotated as SNF1-related protein kinase regulatory subunit beta-3. Bases 212 to 562 code for a protein of 116 amino acids. Lineage: Eukaryota; Viridiplantae; Streptophyta; Magnoliopsida; Ericales; Ericaceae. The transcript is spliced from 3 exons. The record is from RefSeq and is a predicted model, not a curated record. Gene Ontology annotation, molecular function: protein binding.